AUGAGCGGAUUUUCUCGCAAGGAGAACUGCCAAGUUGGCCUUGCUAUUCUUGACACCAAAGACCUUCCCCAAACUUCCCCUAGCAAGCUCAUUUCGACCUACAAGUUUGCCACAGGAUCUCCCGCAUUUCUCUCAAAAGUUUCAAACAAGUUUCUUUUUAGCGAAUCAGUCAAUAUUUCUCAACUAGAUAUUUCAAGCAAUAUCGAGUCUCUUAUUCACAAGGAUCGCGAUAUUUUAUUUGUGGGCCAUGGGUCCCCCAGCGACCUCCAAGUGUUGCGUGCUCUCAAUUUCCCGUUCCCCGAGCGCCUUUUAGGGAUUACAAACACCUUCAACAUUGCUAAUGAAGUAUUGGAGUUUUGGGCAGACUCUCUUGGAGAUCUUCUUAUACUGCUAGGAUCCUUACAAUGGCCUUCAUUGUGCGGGGCAUUUAACCUUCAGAGCUUUACUCCUUUUAGCAGCUCGAGGAUUUAA
Messenger RNA from Trichoderma atroviride IMI 206040, 471 nucleotides. RefSeq lists its product as uncharacterized. The record is from RefSeq and is a predicted model, not a curated record. Lineage: Eukaryota; Fungi; Ascomycota; Sordariomycetes; Hypocreales; Hypocreaceae.